CGACGAAUGAAAGAACAAGGAGGGGACUACACAAGAUAUCGAUAAGUCUUAAACGAUACAACGAUUAAAUACCGUCGUCAUGGCCGGUCAAGAACAUCUAUGGUUACGAUACGAGCAAUGGGAUUUAUUUGAUGAACAAUCAACAACAUUACACCAACGAUCAUCAGUCUGAUCAACCGUAUGAACAGCAACAACAACAACAGCAACAGCAGCAGCAGCAACAACAAGAACAACAACAAUUAUAUGGUGAUAAGAGGAAUGAUUUACGAGAGAGAAUAUUUACGUGUCCCGAUUGUAGAAAGUCUUAUGCCGUUUAUAGAUCAUUAUGGAGGCAUAGAAAAUUCGAAUGUAUUAAUGCCAAACCGAAACUAGCAUGCGACUCGUGUCCUUAUAAGAGUCCUCACAAAUGGUGCAUAGAAAAUCAUAAGAAGAAGCAUCACAUUAAUUUUAUACAGGAUGAUCCAUUUAAUUGGAAUCAUUUCAAUGAGACUAGAAACAAAAUCUAAGAUUUUUCUUUUUAUCUUUUAUUUUUUUUUCCUUUUUCUCUUUCUGUUGCUGUUCUUUGCUUUCCUUUUAUUUAUUUUCCCUUCCUUUCAUUCUCCUCUCUAUCUUUAAUUUACAAAAAUAUUUUUUUUUUACUAAUUAUAAACGACCAAAAUUGAGAUAAAAAUUGUAUGACAAGAACUUCGUUCGAUUUUUGCUGGACUGUUAAUGCUUAACCCUUUCUUUCUAUCUAUCUAUCUCUUUUUUUGUUAUAAUUUAUAUAAUAUACUGGGUGAUUUUCUUUUUGUUUAAAUAAAUUUUGGCAAGUAGUUUCGAAUACGUUAUUAUUGUUCUUAUUGUUAAAAAUUAAUUAUUACUAUUGUUUAAUAAUUACUUACAAAGAUUUUAUAUGUUAUUAUUAUUAUUAUUAUUAUUAUUGUUGUUGUUGUUGUUAUUAAAAUGUUAGAUGUCUUUAUUAUAAUGCCUUCUUUUCGAAGGGAUAUCACUCGAUCAUCUUUUAUUUUAUUUUUUUAUACUAUUAAAGCAAUUAGAAUCAUUUUGUCAUUGCCUAAACAGAAUUAAACAAAUAUCUAGAUUAAAUUAUUCUUGAGAAGAUGAACGAAUCGAUAUCGAUAUCGACAUCAUUUUUUAAUGAAUCACGUUGCAUACAUAAUUGUAAUUUAUAUUCUUAUGUUAUUAUAUGAAAUAUAAUAUAUAUAUAUAUAUAUAUAU
Messenger RNA from Vespula vulgaris, 1215 nucleotides. Its product is annotated as J domain-containing protein DDB_G0295729-like. The record is from RefSeq and is a predicted model, not a curated record. The transcript has 2 exons. Lineage: Eukaryota; Metazoa; Arthropoda; Insecta; Hymenoptera; Vespidae. The coding region runs from base 132 to 506 and encodes 124 amino acids.